Messenger RNA from Cercospora beticola, 711 nucleotides. Lineage: Eukaryota; Fungi; Ascomycota; Dothideomycetes; Mycosphaerellales; Mycosphaerellaceae. The record is from RefSeq and is a predicted model, not a curated record.
AUGUGGUUUAUCGACGUUGAGACAAGAAAACUCAAGUUUUUCAUGAGCGGCAACUGGAUCAGCUAUGCAAUCCUUAGCCACACGUGGAACGACGAAGAAGUCACUCACCAGGAGUUCCGAGCCGGGACAGCCAAGGGGAAGAAGGGUUAUGCAAAGAUUAUGCAGACUUGCGAUCAGGCACAGAAAGAUGGUCUGAAAUAUGCCUGGGUGGACACCUGCUGUAUCAAUAAAGAGUCCAGCGCUGAGCUGUCGGAAGCUAUCAAUUCGAUGUGGCGAUACUAUGAGAAUGCAGAUGUUUGCUAUGCGUUCUUGUCUGACUUUUGGCACGAGAAGGUCGCGAAGAGUCGCUGGUCUGUCAGAGGUUGGACGCUUCAGGAGCUCAUCGCUCCUGAGCACGUUGUGUUCUUCGACUCGGCAUGGUCCAUCUUGGGUGUCAAAAGGUGCUUGUCAAAUAGUCUGCGAAGCAUAACAGGCAUUGAUAGAAGAGUAAUCGUGAAUCCUGCAUGGCUAUCGGAUCCCGCCCAUACCAUCGCGAAGAAGAUGUCGUGGGCUGCUGGACGUAAGACAAGUUAUAAAGAAGAUCGUGCAUAUUCUUUACUGGGACUCUUCGACAUCCGUAUGCCUCUAUUAUACGGAGAAGGAGAGAAAGCCUUUAUUCGUCUUCAAGAAGAGAUCAUCAAGAACUCAACAGAUCUGUCCUUUCUCGUUCAU